This is a messenger RNA of Xyrichtys novacula (pearly razorfish), 9052 nucleotides long. The record is from the annotation of a GenBank genome assembly. NCBI's taxonomy places the organism in Eukaryota, Metazoa, Chordata, Actinopteri, Labriformes, Labridae.
AUGACUAUGAUUAUGCAACGGAGCUCCAUGCUGGGAGGCAGCAUGGCUGGCGGUUCUUUCGGCGGUGGUUUUGGCGGCGGCCUUGGCAUUGGCCUUGGUGGGGGAGCGGGACGCAUGAGCUCAUUAAGCAUGGCAGGAGGAGCAGGAGGCAGUGGUGUCAGAGUCUCAUCAGCCAGCAAAAGCUUUUCCAUGGGCGGAGGAGGCGGCCUUGGUUUCGGUGGUGGAGCAGGCCUAGGUUUCGGUGGUGGAGGAGGCGGAGGUUUCGCGUUCGGUGGAGGUGCAGGUGGAGGUGAUGACGGCGGGGCUGUCACUGGGAAAUUCGCCAUGCAGAACCUGAACGACCGUCUGGCCACCUACCUGGCCAAGGUGAAGGCGCUGGAGAGUGCCAACGCUGCGCUGGAGCUGAAGAUCAGGCAGUUUGUGGAGAGCAAGGUCGGCCCCAGCACCAGAGACUUCAGCGCCUUCUACGUCACCAUUGCAGAGAUCCAGGGCAAGGUGAGGCACAGGGGCACCAUGGGAAACUCGGUUCAGGUGGAGCCUGCAGUCUUUGGGGUGGUCCAGGAAACAUCUGUGCUGCUGGGUUUAGCUUCUGUCAGGAAAACUCAACGGAAAAUCUGACCAUCACAAAGUCUUGGACACUGUUAAAGUAGAAAAAUAUAUAUACGUAUAAAAAAGACAAAAAAAAAUAGAUUGUAUUAAUUGUUUGCAGCUUUUGACUUGAUUAAAAACCAGAGGGCAAAAACAAAGGAUGAGACUUUAACUGCUCACAAAAUUAAAACAGAACUAGUCUUCAAAAGACAAAAUAUGGACAUUUAGAAAGGAAGAAAAACCAACAAACUAAAAAAGUAGAAUAAGUCAUAAACUCUUAGAGACUCAAGAAACCAGAUGAUGAUCUGUAAAUGUUAGCCCAUCAGAGAUGAUCAGAUGGAUGUAAGUGUAUCAAAACAGGUGGACCACACCUGUGUAAGUGAUCGAGGUGAGAGAGAGACACACCCCUACCACACCUGAGGCUGCUGCUUAACGCACACCUGCAACUUCAUCCACUUUAAACUUUCUUUUACUGCCAUUUAAACUUAAAUUUUAUCCAUUCCUCUCAUCCGCUAUUUUUUGCUUUCGAAUGGUUGAUCUUAAACAUUUCAAAUAAACUAAAAAGUGCAUCUGUUAAUUUAAGGUUUUAAAGUGAAUAAGAUAAAAAGUGACAUUUGUUUGUUUUCAUCUGUUUAAGUCUCACUUAAAAUUUCACUUAUGUAAUGAUAACUACUAAUAUUUACCUUGUUGAAAUCCUGCAAAGUUUUGCAAAAACCUUGCCUCAUUUAGGCUCAUUCAGGUGUUCAUCUAUACAGGUGUACCUGACCUGGGUCUGCAUGUUGGGCUGAGAUGUGUCAGACCAUCUGAUCUGAGUUACAGCGCUGUUCAAACUCUGCAAAGUAGAACUAGAAAUAUUCAUGUUGACUGUGUUUUUGUGUGUGUUUGUGAUGUAGUAUAAUCUAACUAAAGUAGGUGAUCCUGCAGAAAGCUGUUAUUUGUUUAGCUAAACUGAUGCAUAAGGACGUUUGUUCUGCAGGUAUUUUAUCCUGGUGGCUGUUUGUGUUACCCAGCGGCUCAGUCGGCUCCUAAUGAUCAUUCUCUUUGCUCUCUGUUUUCACACAGUACUUCUGAAUACUACACAGCUGCUCUGUUUUUUUUUUUUUUCUUUGUUUAUGAAAAUAUCUUCAUGUGUUGUUUUAUACAUGUGUGAAUGUAUACAUGCUUGCAAGUAUCAGCUGUUUACUCAUGCUGAUGAAAUAAGCAGCUGAUGAGUGAUCAGCUGAUCGAGUAAACAUGGAGCAGAGCAGAAAAAAAACAGUCAGUUUGUUUGACUGUUUGACAUUUUUAUACCCCAUGAUGAUGAAUCAAACUUUCUUCUGAUCUGUUACAGCAAAAAAAUCCAAAAUGACCUUAUGAUAAUAAUAAUAAUCAUGAUAGUAGUAACAAUAACCUUUUUUUUCUUCUGUGUUUAGAUCCAGGAGGCCAUCAUCACCAAAGCAACCGUUCUUCUCGCCAUCGAUAACGCCAAACUGGCUCAGGACGACUUCAGAGUCAAGUCAGUACUCUCAUUUAUCUCUGCAGCAAAUGAAACACAAAGCACUUUAUGAUCAGAUACCCUCACAGUCAUUGCAGAGAGUGUCUGCAGCCUGAAAUGCAGCUGCUUGUUAUCAGCAGAGUUACCUCCCCCAGGUGGUCAACACAGAGAAUGCACCAGCAGUUUUUUUUCCUCAGUUACAGUUGGAUUUAGAAAAGUGAACUUUAGAAGCUAUUCCACCAUUUCCCCCCCAUUUUUUCACAUCUAAAGGUCUAAAAUGACAAAAAACAUUGAACAUUUGCAGCAGUUUUCUUACAUGUUCCCAAAUCCAUCCAACAAAACCUCUUUCCUCUGAGCCCAUGUGUCUUCAUGACCCUAAUUUGACACUGUACUAACCUGUGCAGGUUUGAGAACGAGCUGUCCAUGCGUCAGUCCGUGGAGGCCGACAUCGCCGGACUGAAGAUGCUACUAGGAGAACUGGGUGUGGCCAAAACAGACCUGGCCAUGCAGAUCGAGCUCACGACAGAGGAGAUGUUGUCCAUGAAGAAGAACCAUGAGGAGGUACAUACACCUGCACACACAUCAACACGUGUCUGUGUGCAUUUUGUUCAGCGACAGCCUUCCUUUCUUUGUCAGGUUAUCUUUAUUAGCCCACGCUAAAUCAUUUUCAAACAGUUUAAUCUGCAGUUUUGAAUCAAACCACCACAAACCAACUGUUUAAGAGGGGAAAGAGGAACUUCAGUCAGCUUUAGUCAAAAACACCUUAAAACUGAAUGUGUGGUCUAAAAAGAGAAUGAAGAUAUUUGAACACAGGUUUGAUGUAAUCAUAACUAUUAAUGCAAAUAAAUUUGAUUUCAGGGCCCUCUAUUUCUGCCAAUAAUAUUGAUUGUUGAUCAUUCACACUCCUUCACAAAUCUCUUCAAUUAACAUUCCCUGACAUGCAAACAUACCUUUAUCCUGGCAAUUUUUCUUUUCUUCCUCUUUCUUUUCUCUGCUCCUAAAGGAUAUGUCCUUUUUUGGGACAUUCUUUUGCCCCACAACUACCUGCUCUUUAGAUGCUCAGUGCACAUUGCACAGCAGAGGGCACAUAACGGUAGCAGAGCUUUGACAUAUCAGCAGUAAGAAUCAUAGGCCUACAUCAGCAGCAGCACUAAAAGGUUUUUAUUUUAUUUUAUUUUAUUUUUCCAAUAAUAUAUAUUUGAUCACACAGAAAGCAUCACUCAUACAAGAAAAAAUAUAUAUAUAUAUUAUUAUUAUUUUUAUUGCUCUUGGGGGCCCCCUAUUGGUCAUGGGGCCCUAAGCAGGCGCUUAGUUCGCUUAUGCCUUGGGCUGGCUCUGCGUACAAUACAUAAAACUUAGACUGUGCAACGAUCUUCAGUAUGCUGAUAUAAUUAGCAUUUCACCAAGCUUUCAAAAUAACUUGUCUUUACAAACUAAACAAACAACUGAUGCAGAAAUUUUAGAUGCUUAUGUUAAUUGUUUUUUUUAUUGCAAUUGCACGUCCCCAUCUUGUUCAAUUAAGUACACUGCAAAGACAGGAUAUUUAAUUUUCAAACUAGUAAACUUUAUUGUUUUUUUUUUGUUUGUUUUUUGUGUUGUUGUUGUUGUUUUUCUUCCACAUGUUUUUAAUUACUUUAAAUUUUAUUCCUGAAAUACAUUCCAAAAAAGCUUAGACAGGAACAACAAAAGGCAGAGAAUAUUGAGAACUAGUCUAAAACAACCCAUUUGGAUCAUUCCACAGGUGAAUAGUUUAUUGAGUUUAUCGGAGACAGGUAAGUGUCAUGAUUGGGUUUAAAAGAAGCAUCUCUGAAAGGUUCAGUCCUUUACAGGCAAGGUUUACCACUUUGUGGACAACCGUGUGAGCAAAAGUCCAACAUCUUAAGAACAUUUCUCAACCUACAGUUGAAGGAAUUUGGGCAUUUCAUCAUCUACAGUCCAUAAAAUCAUCAAAAGAUUCAGAGAAUCCAGAGAACUCUCUGUAUGUAAGCAGCAAGGCCAAAAACUAACACUGAAUGCCUGAGGCAGCACUGCCUCAAAAACCAGUUAACACAGUUUGUCUACAAACCUAUGAGUAGAUGUUUAAACUGUACCAUGCAAAGCCAAAGCCAAAUAUCAACAACAUCUAGAAACACCAAUGGUUUCUCUGGGAUCGAGCUCAUCUGAGAUGGACUGACACAAAGUGGAAAAAUGUGCUGUGGUCUGACAAGUCCACAUUUCAGAUCGUUUUUGGAAAUCAUGGACGUGAUGUCCUCCAGGCUAAACAGAAAAAGGACCAUCCAGACUGUUAUCAGGUUAAAGUUCAAAGCCAGUGUCUGUGAUGGUAUGGGGUGUGUUAGCGCUCAUGGUCAUGGGUAUCUGUCGCAUCUGUGAAGGCUCCAUUAAUUCUGAAAGGUCCAAACAGGUUUUAGAGCAACAUAUGCUGCCAUCCAAGCAACGUCUUUUUUAGGGAAAUUACUGUUUAUUCAAGAAAGACACAUUCAGCACGUGUUACAACAGCAUGGCUACAGAGUAAAAGAGUGUGGGUACUCGACUUGCCUGUCUGCAGUCUAGACCUGUCUCCCAUUAAAGGUGGUGCAUUAUGAAGCGCAAAAUACUGUUAAGCAACUGAAGUCACACAUCGAACAAAAAUGAAAAAAAAACAUGACCCUGUCCCAGCGUUUUAGGAAUGUGUCGUGGGCAUCAGAUUUAUAAUAAGUGAAAAAUUGCAAAAACCAAAAUUGAUCAUUCUGAACACUGAGUAUCUUGUCUUUGUGGCAUAUUCAAUGAAAUAUAGAUGGAAAAGGAUUUUCAAAUCAUUAUUUUCUGUUUUCAUUCACGUUUUACACAACAUCCCAACUUCAUUGGGAUUGGGGUCGUCAGUUUUAGAGUCCUAAAUUUCGCUUUUUAACAUUGCUUGACCUUGCUCGGUUAAUCUGUCAUGUUUUCAUCACAUUUGCAUGGUAGCCUGGCAGCUUGCAAACAUUUUAGAAGCACAUCUGGGACAGAACUGCAUUGAAGAGCAAAUAUUAGCUUGGCAAAAAGCUCAUGAUUUGGGUGUUUACUUAUCGGAAACUUAAACUAGAAAGUUUUACAGGCUACAAAGUCAGGUAGCAUGAGUCAGAGUUAGUCCUUUAUUAAUAAUAAUAACCAUCAGCUCAGACUUCGCCCCUCAGUGAUCACCUGACUCCUCCCCCUGCAGGAUCUGGUUGCCAUGCGCUCUCAGAUGAGCGGCCAGGUGAACGUGGAGGUGGACGCCGCCCCUCAGGGUGACAUCAUCAAAGUGCUGGAAGAGAUGAGGGAAUACUACGAGACUGUUACCGCCAAGAGCACAAAAGAGCUGGAGGGAUGGUUCCAGGCCAAGGUGAGGUGCUGACCUCUGACCUUUCCUCACCUGUAAGUUUAAACCAAAUUGACCUUCUUCUUCUCUCCUCUCAGUGUGAAGCACACUCACAGGAAGUGGCAAUGGCAACGGCAAGUGUGGUUGUAAGCUCUACGACUGAAGUCAAGGAGAGUAAGUCUGCACUGCAGGCCAUGGAGAUCGAACUCCAAUCACAGCUCAGCAUGGUGAGGCCAAAAUUCAACACAGCUUUAUUUACACAUAAAUUCCUAGACAAACAUAGAGAUGCAAACCAGAGGGCUGCACAUAAAAACAGACAAGAAGUAACAGUUACAUGUGAUAUAAUAGAAGAAACCAUGAUUAGUGACUAACGCUAAAACAAAUGUAAAUAAGAAUCAAUACAGUGAAAUCAGUGAACUGUGAGAGAACAGAAAAAAAACAUGAGAAUAAUUGGCAGUUAAAAGGAGGCAUUAAAUAAGUAAAUCAAUAAAUGAAUUUACUCUCGAAAAACUCUUACCACAUGAUAACUCUAAAAGCAUUAAGAAUUUCCUUUUUUAAAACCAUUUUAACAUAUUCUUGAGCUUUAAGAGUGCUUUUAUUUAGACUGAUAAAACCCGAAGACAAAGUUUUUAAAGGAGAAAACAAAACAACAGAGAGUGUGCCUUUAUAAAUCCAGAUAGGAUCGACCAUAUGUAGAGAUAUCUACUUGCUUUGUUUUACUGUUGACAUUCUUCUUUUUUUUUUCCUACAUAAUUUCUGUUUGAUGGCCCCUUUAACUAUUUCAUCGUUAUCCUUUAAAUAAAUAAAUUCAUUUUGGUUAAUUAUUUUGGUCAUUAUUAUCUUUGAAAUAAGAAUAUUCUUAACCAGAAUUCAUCUUCCAUAUGAAACACAGUAAAAUAUCGUUAAACCCUGCUCUUGGUUUUUUCUUCUUCUUUUUUAAUGUGUCUAUAAACAAGAGUUCACCUUUGAAAGUGAAACGACUUAAGAGAGAAUAGAGAACUGUGAGUACUAUAAUCUACAAAAGAACAGAUACUGAAGUGUUGAUUUGAAGGAAUAGCAGUAAAAUAUGACCAGGAGUGGGUCUAGAAUAGAGCCCUGUGGAACACCACUGCAGGAGUUUUACAAAGUAAACAUUCAAUUUUAGACUAACCUGUAUAAUGUUGAGCUCUUUGAGAUAAAUCCGUAAUCUAAGGCUUGUUUAAGAAAGUUGUCAAGAAAAUAAGAAUCUGUGAAAAAAUGUCCUAUGCAUGUUUAAAGAUUAAAGACAAAAAUAUAAAUUCAAUUUUGCACACAUUAAUUUCGUCUCCCAUUUCUUCAUUCUUUUGUGUAUUUUUUACUUUGUCAAACCAUGCCACACUUUAUCCAAACAAAACAGAGAAAAACAGAUUCCCUCCACUAUCUUGCCUAUCUACAGACACAAUGUAAAGACUUUUUACACAGAAGUAUUGUCUGUUUACCCUGCAUACGUUGCCUAUUUUGUGCACACAAUGUAUAGCUCCGUAAGUCAACAAAUCUACAUGUUUUAGUUUCAUGUUUUUCUUGACUGUAAUUUUUUUCUUUCUAUUCCUGUUUACCACCUUUGCACUGUUUUGAUUCUACUUUGACUUUAAUUGUUAUAGCAUAAGACAUGUUUCUUCAAUGUGAGAACCUUCUCAGUAUAGUGAAUUUGACCCUCAUUGAGACAUCAUGAUGUAUUCCUGUGCACAUGUGAAGGUCUGUGGUCUGGUUUCUGGCCUCUAAUAUGUCUCUGGUUCUCUGCAGAAAGCCUCUCUUGAAGCCAGUCUGUUUGAUAUCCAGAGCCGCUACAGCCUUAUGAUGAGCUCAUUCCAGUCGCAGGUAAGCUGUGCAGUCUGCAGGUGACAUGUUAGAUACUGUCAGCUGUUUUUAGCUCCAUCACUGAGGUGCUGUGUACCUGUGUGCAGGUGGGAAGUAUGGAGGGCCAGCUGGUGGCUCUAAAGGCUGACCUGGAACGGCAGGCAGGGGAAUACCAGAUGCUGCUGGACAUCAAGACCAGACUGGAGAUGGAGAUUGCAGAGUACAGGAGGCUGCUGGAUGGAGAGGGAGGCGGGUGAGAAGAGUUGGCAAACUAUUUUAAAAAUUCAGGUUUAAGAGUUACUAAGGAUUAGGAUACGGAUUAUUAAGGGGUUUGAAUGACUAACAGGUACUUCAAAUCUCUAAAUUCAUAUAAUAAAUCUUUUAGAGACAGGGCUUUUUCACUUAAAAAAAAGGAGAUUUUUUGACAGCAAACUUAUUCCAUCAGACAACAGACAACAUUUAAAAACUGUAUGUUGAACCUCACCAUAGACAGGAGUUGCUGUUCUUAUAAUCUGCACCAGAGCUGACUGUUAAAUAUUGAUUUAAAGAAAGAAGGAUUAACAGUAAAUUAUUAACAGCAUUGGGAUAAAAAUAGAACCCCAUGAAAUGCUAAUAUAGGUGUUUUAAAGUAAAUCUUACAUUUUCAGAUGGUUUCCCUUUCCCUUAUAUAAAACCUGAGUAUACUGUGUAUUUUGAAACAUUAAGUGAUUAAUUUGAGGUUUGUUAUGUAUCUGGAGGAGGUCAUGUAUCAGAUUUUGGCAGUUUAUGAAGACAAACUUGAACAAAAACUAAUUAAAAUGGUGUUGCAAGGUUUUUCACAAACCUUUUCUCUUAGUAUGAUAGGAAGCAGUUGAGGAGAGUUUUUUUUAACUAGUAAUUUUCUGGUUGUGGAGAACAAGAUUCAGGCCAGGCAGUGAAAUUUGGGUUAGAGAUGUAAUAGCUCUCAAACACAAUCGGUUAAAGUUUCUCUUUCUGGGAGUCAUUUGAAAGGAAAAAAAUUGAAAACAAGACAUGAAAAAUAAAAAGGAACGGAAGAGUGUGAGAGCAAAUAAAAAAAUGAGGGGAGAAAUUUUUUUUUCUAUUAUGCAAAUCAGAAGCAAAGCCGAUCGUACUGAAAGAUGGUUUUAGAAUAAAAACGAGUUUUUUCCUCAGUGUUCAUGAUGAAUAGAAACUCCCCCCUCUUGUUUUUCUUCCCUCCCCGGUCCUGAUACUCUUCUGUCAUACUCCGCUAUGAUGAAUGAAGGAGUAUAACGUUUCUAACACCAAAUAAAUCAGCUCAAGAAAAUUAGGAAACUUUAAAACUAAUUUUCUUAUGUAUGAUGUUCUAGUUUAGUAUCCAAACUGCUGCAGCUGAUUGAAAAUUGAUCUUCAGGUGAUUUCCUGGUGUUUCUCUAACUCUAACUCUAACUAUUUUCUCUCCGUCUCAGAUCUAUGAAGUCCUCAGUGGUGACAACUACCAAGACUAUCACUUCAUCUGGAGGUGGUUUGGGAGGGGCUGUUUCUGUGGACGCUGGUGCUGCCGCCGCAGCUGCUGCCACCGCAGCUGCCUCACUGUCCAUCGACUCCUCCAUCUCCUCCUCCUCUACUACCACCACCACUAUACAGGUGGUUGAGACGCAGGAGACCAUCACUGCCUGAGCACACGUCUGUCUGACCCCAAAUCAAACCUUAAUCAAUCACCUUCCUGCACACCCUAGCUGCAGACCCAUCACUUCACUUCUUUCUGGCUGUAGUUGGAACCAUGUCAAGAUCUGUCAUGUGAGAGGAGAAAUUAAAGCUUGCUUGUUAGUCUGAGGGAUAAGUAGAACAAACCUUCUGUCUGAUGCUGCAAGGAAUAAAACUCAGCCAAACUCAACAAA